UACUACAAAAGUUAGUGGGAUGCAAGUAACAUUUUUCCAAAAGUCGUUGGUCACUUGCAAAAAUUUGCAAAAAUAGGAUUGGCUUACACCGCAGUUAACAAUGAAGAGAGAGAUAGAACAGAAACAGCAGUAGAAAAUAGAGAAAAUACAAAAGAACACAAAGGGGAAGAGAGAGAGGAAAGGUAACCGUCUGAGAGUCAAACCCAAAACACCAACAUCAAUACCAAAAAAAAGUUCUCGCCGGUGUUACUCCUCCUGUUUGCCGGUGAAGUGUUUCCGAUAUUCAUGCUUCAUCUGAUCGUCAAAUUACGUCAGCGCUCGGCGGCAGUGGCGGAGGUGGAGACUGGCGGCGGCGGCAGAGUAAGCGGUGGAGUACUUAAGGAAGUUGUUGAAGUGCAUAUUGAUCCUUUUUCCGGGUCGUUACUUGCUGGUUACCGGUGAGAUUCUAGAAACUUCGUAUUUGAUUAUAUAUUAUGAAGAAAAGCCAAAACAGCAGCAGCAAUAGCAACAGUAAUAACAAAAAUAAGGUGAAGAAUGGGACCAAUACCAAUGGAUUUCUCCCCAAUUCUCUCAAGUUCAUCUCAUCUUGCAUCAAAACGGUGUCGUCCAAUGUCCGCACCGCUGGUGCCUCCGUCGCUGGUUCCUCCUCCGACGAUCACCGCAAAGACCAGGUUUUAUGGGCUUGCUUUGACAGACUAGAGCUUGGUUUGUCUUCAUUCAAACGAGUUCUCCUUAUUGGUUACUCAGAUGGAUUUCAAGUUCUUGAUGUUGAAGAUGCUUCAAACGUUUGUGAACUAGUUUCGAGGCGUGAUGAUCCAGUAACUUUUCUACAGAUGCAGCCCAUCCCCAUAAAAUCUGGUGGUCAUGAAGGAUAUAAGAAAUCACAUCCACUGCUCUUGGUUGUGGCAUGUGAUGACACCAAAGAUUCUGCUCCAGGUCAAACUGGGAGGGAUGGCUUCAUUGAGCCUCAGGGAGGAAGCAUCACACACUCACCUACAGUAGUGCGUUUUUACUCCUUAAGGUCUCACAACUAUGUGCAUGUUUUGCGAUUCCGCUCUACUGUGUAUAUGGUUAGAUGCAGUCCAAAGGUAGUGGCUGUUGGUCUUGCAGCACAGAUCUACUGUUUUGAUGCUCUUACCUUAGAGAACAAGUUUAGCGUGCUCACAUAUCCCGUGCCUCAGUUGGGUGGCCAAGGUGUGACUGGGGUCAACAUUGGCUAUGGCCCCAUGGCUGUAGGACCGAGAUGGUUAGCAUAUGCUUCAAAUAAUCCACUGUUGUCAAACACUGGGCGCUUGAGUCCCCAAAGUCUUAGUCCUUCUCCAGGUGUUAGCCCUUCUACAUCACCUGGUAAUGGAAAUCUGGUAGCUAGGUAUGCCAUGGAGUCGAGCAAACAUUUAGCUGCCGGGUUGAUCAAUCUUGGAGACAUGGGCUACAAAACUUUGUCAAAAUACUGUCAUGAACUUCUUCCUGACGGUAGUAAUUCGCCAGUGUCAACGAGUGCUAGCUGGAAAGUUGGGAGAGUUCCAGCACAUUCGACUGAGACAGAUGCCGCGGGCAUGGUUGUUAUUAAAGAUUUUGUUUCUCGAGCAGUUAUAUCACAAUUCAGGGCACAUACCAGUCCUAUAUCUGCUCUGUGUUUUGACCCUAGUGGCACUCUUCUUGUUACUGCCUCUACUUGUGGGAAUAAUAUAAACCUAUUUCGUAUUGUACCUUCUUGCUCAAAUGGAGCAGGAAACCAAAGCAGCGACUGGAAAGCUUCACAUGUCCACCUCUACAAGCUUCAUCGGGGUGUGACUCCAGCUGUGAUACAAGACAUUUGUUUUAGUCACUACAGUCAGUGGGUAGCUAUUAUUUCAUCCAGGGGAACUUGCCAUCUUUUUGUCCUAUCCCCUUUUGGCGGUGAGACUGGUCUUCAACUACAAAAUUCUUAUGUUGAUGGACCCAUCCUUCGACCUAUUCUUUCAGGACCAUGGUGGUCCACAUCAUCUUUCCUGGUCAAUCAGCAGUCUUUUGCGCCACCACCAGCGCCAGCUCCUAUCACGCUCUCUGUGGUCAACAGGAUAAAGAAUGUGAAUUCAGGUUGGCUAAAUACAGUGAGCAAUGCUGCAUCUUCUGUAGCAGGAAAGGUUUCUGUGCCUUCGGGUGUUCUUGCUGCUGAUUUUCACAGUUCCGUACGCCGGGAGCAACCUGCUCCCCAAAAUUUCAAUGCCUUGGAGCAUCUUUUGGCUUAUACUCCAUCUGGUCACUUAAUUCAAUAUGAGUUGAUGCCCUCAUUUGGUGGAGAUCAGGGUGACACUUAUGUGAGAAUAGGGACUGUUUCAGUAGUUCAAAUGCAAGAGGAUGACACUGGGGUGAAAGUUGACCCCAUUCAAUGGUGGGAUGUCUGUCGAAGAGCUGAUUGGCCUGAAAGAGAGGAAUGUAUUCAUGGCAUUACUCUAGGUGGCCGUGAAGCUACAGACAUAGUCAUGGGAGAUUCUCUUUCUGAAGAUGAUGAUACAGGAGAAAAGGAUUUGGCUAAACUAUGUGAUCGGUCUCAUUGGUACCUUUCCAAUGCUGAGGUGCAGUUGAAGUCUGGGAGGAUACCUAUUUGGCAAAAGUCCAAGAUAUACUUCUGUACCAUGAGUCUUUCUGGAUAUGAAGAGCAGGAUAUCUCCAGAACUUCUGCUGCUGGGGAGAUUGAGAUUGAGAAGAUUCCUGUCAAUGAGGUCGAAAUAAGGCGUAAAGAUCUGCUGCCUGUGUUUGACCAUUUUCACAGGCUUCCGUCAAAGUGGUCAGAUGAUAGCUCUUCCAUUGGUAAAGAGAAGUCGGGGGACAGCACAACUAGUAUUUCCAGGGCAGACUCUCUCUCUGAGAAAAGCUUUCCUUCUGGGUCGUCACAAGUUCCUGGUUUACAUGAAGUGGACAUGGGGCCAAUUUCGUAUCCAUGUAUUGAACUAUCUAUGGAAGAAAGUGAUAGGUUGAGAAGCUCUAAUUAUAAUGUAGCCCCACAAGUGAGUAAGAACGUGCAGGCUGCUCUAGAAUCAUCCCCAAAUAUCUUGUGCGCCGUUGAGGAAAGCUAUGUUGUAAAUAGUCCAUCUCCUCCCAAAAUUGAAUCCUUCUCCACUGGAGGAACAAGUGCAAGAGAGGUUCAGUCUUCAAAUAGUGUCAUUACCAGUGAAGCUUCAAAUUCAAGUUCCAAUCGUUCCGACAUGAGCAUGAACAUAAUUGAUGAACAAACUGUUAAUGAAGAUAUAUGCGACACUGUAGAUUUUGGGCAAUUUUUUCAAGAAGGCUACUGUAAGGCUUCAACUAACAAUGAAUUAAAUGAGGUAACUGAACUGGUCGCUGAUAUGGAUAGCAGUAGUAGUCCUUGCAACAAAGAGAAACCUGAUGAUGAUGGGGAAAGUGAUGAUAUGCUGGGAGGUGUGUUUGACUUCUCCGAAGAAGGUUGAUGCCUGACUCUGAUUCCCGCAGCAUACCAGCCUAAUCUUAUUUCAAUAAUAUUUAGUAUUGCUGGUAGUAGGAAUUGGCCAAUUCAGUGGAACAUAUCAUAUAUACCAUUGAAUAGAGCUGAACAUUUCAGAAGAAAUCUACUGACUGAUAUGUGAAAUAUGACUUAAGUUCUUUCUUUUGCCGGAGUGAAGAUGCCUGGUUUCUCCUGUCCGAUUCUCCUGUAUAUGUUGUAUAGUAAAAUUCAUGAUGCAAAUGAUUGGUGUGGACAUGACAGUCUAUGCUGUGUAAAACUAUUUUAUUUAUUUAAAAAAAGAAAAGAAAAUAAAAAAAUCAAAAAGAAAAGAAAAUCACCAUUUAUUGUACAGUUAUGUUUCUGUUUCAUUGACCGUGUUUGAUUGGAACACUAGACUUUGUUGCUUGAUGUUUAUUUGUAUCAGGGUUAUUUUGGCAAAGUUGGCGGAUGUAUAAACAUGAUGCUGAAUGAUAACGGAAUCAAUUGCUUGAUAUUGAA
Molecule: messenger RNA, 3943 nt
Organism: Solanum dulcamara
Lineage: Eukaryota; Viridiplantae; Streptophyta; Magnoliopsida; Solanales; Solanaceae
Product: autophagy-related protein 18h
Exons: 9
Coding region: 474-3431 (985 amino acids)
Biological process (GO): response to starvation; autophagy
Cellular component (GO): cytoplasm
Molecular function (GO): protein binding
Source: RefSeq, a predicted model, not a curated record